Molecule: messenger RNA, 1044 nt
Organism: Rotaria socialis
Lineage: Eukaryota; Metazoa; Rotifera; Eurotatoria; Philodinida; Philodinidae
Source: the annotation of a GenBank genome assembly
AUGAUUUUAAGUCAUGAUAAUAUCGAAGAACAUUAUGCUUUAGCUGGCACAAGUCUUAUAUUGUCUAUGUGGGGUGAUUAUGCAUCCACUCCAUUGAAUACGGUUCACUUAGGCUUCGGCAUUGGUGCUGCAUUAGCCAAUAUUCUCAUGGCUCAAUUUCUCGACAAAGGAAAACUUGACUUAUCCAAUUUAAAUCUCAAUUCUACCAUGCAAAAUCUCUCAUCGUUAGCGUCAACAAAUAUCAAGACACCAUACUCAAUUGCAGCGAGUCUUUGCUUAGUAGUAUCCAUUGGCCAUUUGAUCUUUACCAUUAGUAAAUAUCAUACUCGACAUCAAACUCUUCAAGUACAACAAGUCAAUUAUUCUGUGGUUAAUACGACACCUGUUGAUGAUAUUCAAUCCAGUCAUCCUCGACAGUUGCCAAAACAAGAUAGUUGUUGUCAUUUGAAUUACAGCGUAUUUAUGUCAAGUCUAUGGAUCGUUCACUUGAUUUUUAUUGUCGCUAUCGAUCAAGUAUUUGCCAAAUUCUUUUUUUCUUAUCUGAAACUGCCACAAUUUCAAAUUUCAACAAAAAAUGCUUCUUUAGGUAUGAUAUUAUACUGGCUCUCGUAUUCAACCGGACGUGCAAUCUGCGCCGUGAUAACUUUGUUUCUAUCGGUUGAUGUAACGUUAAGUAUGCUAUGGAUUGGUGGGUUAGCAUUGGCAAUAACAUGGUUGAUUUAUGUAUGGACCAUUGGAUUGUCUAUUUUUAGCCUGUUUGUUCUUGGCUCCUUCACUGGCCUCAUUUUCGCUCCAAUCUUUCCCUUAUCGUUCAGUUUUAUCAAUAAACGAUUGAACGUUACUCCAUUAAUGGUUGGUAUAUUCUUAUGUAGUUCCUCACUUGGAUCAAUGUCCUUUCAGAGAAUAGCUGGUGUUCUGAUGGAUAAAAAUCCAAAGCAUUUUCCUACAUUACUCAUUAUAUGUGUUCUUAUGGGAAUUCUCUUCUAUUGUUCCACCUUUUGUCUCUCUAUGUUACAUCGUCGACCAAGCAUGAGAAAGUUCUAA